AUGAUGGAUAGUCUGGCCAUUCAAACCCACGAGGGUUAUUACGACCAAAUCGAGCACAAGUUCUCCCGAUUGAACAACUGCACAACCAAGCAUCCCAUGCGAAAUCCAUCUUACGGUCUUGGGGCCGACCUACGACUUGUCACCCCAUCCACCUUUAAUUCCUCUUCGAUGCCAUCCACCCCAGCAACACCGAAUUUUCUUCCAUUUCAGAAUUUCUCAUUUCUCGCCGGUGUUGCCUCGCAGACAACGGGUUUAACCAAUCGACCAAGGACCCUUAAAUUUGCUCCCAAGAGUGGCGGUGUGGGUACUCGUCUCACGGUUCACAUUUACAUCGAACUUCCUGGCUCGAAUUACAUUCUCAGCAUGGCAUUUGGCGACAUGAUGGUCGAAACACAGCAGGUCGCCAUGCCAGAAUCCUGUUACGAACUCGUCGCCAUUGUGCCGAGUCAGGAGGAUAUCAAGAGCGCCAGCAGGGCCAGGGUUCCAGUGAACGUGAUGAUUUGCAAUGAAUUUAGCAUUCCAAUCGAUAAAUGGCAUCUUGGAGAUUUUGUCUUUAAAGGCAGAAAAUCCCCGCACAAACGUCUCAACAAGUCUAGUAACGAUCUGAACAUCGACGGUCAUAAAAAUCACGUGAAUAAAGCUCCAUGCAGACACUCUCCAUCGAAGAGUGGAUUGUACCAUCCGUAUGCAAUUGAUGGUGAACCAACUUCGCCUCUCUCAAAGGUGCCCUCAUCGUUGAACAAAAAUAAUACUGAAGCUUGCGCCAUCCAAUCAUCUCAACAAUUUAACUCGUAUUCUUACAAUGACCCUGUCCAAGAGGCGCCAACUUUUUCUGUGCAGGAUUAUCAUGAUGUCGACAUGCUAACUCCCAUGCAAAGCGACACCACAGCAUCGAUAUAUUCUUCGGCUUGUUCAACUCCUUCCUCAACGACAGAUUCGGAUGACUCCCGAUUCGGUCGCAGCCCAAAAUUUUCCAAGGACGAUACCCAAAUUUCCGUUUAUGACUCGUCCAACACAGCAAUGCCCACGUCUUGGGCCAACGAAUCCAACACCGUAGAAAACCUACCUACUCAAACUGCCGUCAAAUCAACGGAACAUAUGAUGACAACUAUUUCCGGAAUUCCUCCAGGUCUUUCCCCGUUAUUCCCUCCUUCGCUAUACCCUUACCUUUAUUAUCCGGUCAUCCCAUCGAUCACGCUCAAGGAUUGUCCGGUGGUCCCUUCAUCCGGAAGGCUGGCUCCGCCCAGGGGUUCUAACCUUGAUAAUGACUGUAAAACCCAACUUCAUGAACUGCUCAAUAGAGUCAAGCUCAAUGUCGACGGGGAUAUACAAACGAUGGCGCGAAAUUGGUCCGAAAAGGAUUUCAAAAAUCGCCGAAGAUUGGUUCAGUUCAUGAGGCGCGUGGAAGGUGACGAAAUAAACGUCUCGUUUAAAGCGGUGAAUCCCGAUGAACGACCACGAUACGGCAUAUUCGUCUCUUGCAUUUGGUGGGAAGCCAAGGACGACUAUUAUAUCACAUCGGUCGACUGCAUCUACCUUUUGGAAUGCUUGACGGGGAUAAGGUUGACCCAGGAUGAAAAGAAUCGUAUUCGAAGGAAUCUUGAAAUCUUCAAGCCACUGACGGUGGGCAAGAACAAACGAGACAGCGAAGACCUAUUUCGCGUGAUCAUGAGCUUUCCGAAUCCUAAACCGAGGAACAUCGAAAAGGAUGUCAAAGUGUUUCCUUGGUCGUGUGUAAUGUUGGCGUUGAAUAAGAUUUUGAGAAAGUACAUGAGUGCCGGAGGCAACGGUCAGUGCUACAAUGGUGGCAAUCAACUUGCAGAAAGCGAAAAUAAAUUCAACAUUUCUUCUUUACGAAGUAAUGAAGCCGCGGAAAGUGUUGAACAAACGUUCGGUGGAUGCACACCCUUGAAUAAUAACUCAUUUCUUGGAGUCGGGUUUCACCUCCGAGAAAAUGGUCUCGCCAUUGGAUGUCGUCACUAG
Acaulospora colombiana is the source of this 1983-nucleotide messenger RNA. NCBI's taxonomy places the organism in Eukaryota, Fungi, Glomeromycota, Glomeromycetes, Diversisporales, Acaulosporaceae. The record is from the annotation of a GenBank genome assembly.